GCUGGUCGGGAGAAGAGGAAAAGAAGUUUUGAGACUUUUCCGCUGCUGCUGGGAGCUGGAGGCGCGGGGACCGCUUGGCGCGACGCCGCCCCUCGAGGAGGCAGGACUUGGGGACCCCGGACGCCCCCCCACCGCCUCGGACGCCUGCUCCCUGCCUGCCCCCUGCGCGGCGUCCUUCAGGCGGCCCUCCUCCGGACCAGCCUCGGGGAGCCGCGGACGCGGACUCCAGCAGAGCACCCAGACCUCGGGCGCACCCCCUGCCCGCCACCCUCGGCCGCCAGCCUCUCUCCUGAGCCGCUGCGCAUCCAGGACCCUCUUCUCCGGGAGCCGAGAGACGGGAUCUUUCUCGGACCGGCCUCAGCUUCCCUAUCCAAGACCACCCACCUCUGGGACCAGAUCUCGCCCAUCUCGGUUUUUUUCGCGGGAUACGGAGAAACCACCGAUCAGAGACUCCCCUCCACCUUCGAUCCACCUCCGCUCCGUUCGCCCUGAGGGCCUCAGCUCCCCCUCACCCCCACCCCAACCCUCCUACCUUGCCUCGGGAGACUCCCCGGCCCCUGUAGGGGCGGGGCCUCCCUCUUUUUACCGCAGCCUGUUCGCGCUCCCCGCAGUGCCAAGGGCGCCGCCUCCCCCAUGCCGCCCUCGGGACUGCGGCUCCUGCCGCUGCUCCUGCCGCUGCUGUGGCUACUAGUGCUGACGCCCGGCAGGCCGGCCGCCGGACUAUCCACCUGCAAGACCAUCGACAUGGAACUGGUGAAGCGGAAGCGCAUCGAGGCCAUCCGCGGCCAGAUCCUGUCCAAGCUGCGGCUCUCCAGCCCCCCGAGCCACGGAGAGGUGCCGCCCGGCCCGCUGCCCGAGGCCGUGCUGGCCCUUUACAACAGCACCCGCCACCAGGUGGCCGGGGAGAGCGCCAGGCAGGAGCCCGAGCCUGAGACGGACUACUACGCUAAGGAGGUCACCCGCGUGCUCAUGGUGGAAAACAACGACGAAGUCUACAAUAAAGUCAAGCAAACCCCACACAGCAUAUAUAUGCUCUUCAACACAUCGGAGCUCCGAGAGGCUGUGCCCGAGCCUGUGUUGCUCUCCCGGGCAGAGCUGCGCCUGCUGAAACUCAAGUUAAAAGUAGAGCAGCACGUGGAGCUGUACCAGUUAUACAGCAACAAUUCCUGGCGCUACCUCAGUAACCGGCUGCUGGGUCCCAGCGACACGCCAGAGUGGCUGUCCUUUGAUGUCACUGGAGUCGUGCAGCAGUGGCUGAAACACGGAGGGAAGAUAGAGGGCUUUCGCCUCAGUGCCCACUGCUCCUGUGACAGCACUGAUAACACACUCCAAGUGGACAUUAACGCAGGGUUCGGUUCCAGCCGCCGGGGUGACUUGGCCACCAUUCAAGGCAUGAACCGGCCCUUUCUGCUCCUCAUGGCCACCCCGCUGGAGAGGGCGCAGCACCUGCACAGCUCCAGACACCGCCGAGACCUGGACACCAACUACUGCUUCAGCUCCACAGAGAAGAACUGCUGUGUGCGGCAGCUCUACAUUGACUUCCGCAAGGACCUGGGCUGGAAGUGGAUCCACGAGCCCAAAGGCUACCACGCCAACUUCUGCCUGGGGCCCUGCCCCUACAUUUGGAGCCUGGACACACAGUACAGCAGGGUCCUGGCGCUGUACAACCAGCACAACCCGGGCGCGUCGGCGGCGCCGUGCUGCGUGCCGCAGGCCCUGGAGCCGCUGCCCAUCGUGUACUACGUGGGCCGCAAGGCCAAAGUGGAGCAGCUGUCCAACAUGAUCGUGCGCUCCUGCAAAUGCAGCUGAGGCCCGGCCCCGCCCCGCAGGCCCCGCCCCCGGCAGGCCCGGCCCCGCCCCCCGCCCGCAUGCCGGGCUGUAUUUAAGGACACAUGCCCCAAGGCCACCUGGGGGUCCAUUAAAGCUGGAGAGAGGACUGGG
This is a messenger RNA of Manis pentadactyla (Chinese pangolin), 1941 nucleotides long. RefSeq names its product transforming growth factor beta 1 (gene TGFB1). Gene Ontology annotation, cellular component: extracellular region. NCBI's taxonomy places the organism in Eukaryota, Metazoa, Chordata, Mammalia, Pholidota, Manidae. The coding region runs from base 634 to 1809 and encodes 391 amino acids. Gene Ontology annotation, biological process: regulation of cell population proliferation; BMP signaling pathway; SMAD protein signal transduction. Gene Ontology annotation, molecular function: cytokine activity; growth factor activity; type III transforming growth factor beta receptor binding. The transcript is spliced from 7 exons. The record is from RefSeq and is a predicted model, not a curated record.